AUGUAUAUUUUUACUUUAGGAGUUGACAUUGUAGCUUAAGGGAAACCUUUAACUUUCUUCUUGAACGAUAUAGAUUAUUUAAGAUUAGAUAAUUUUACAGCAAGUAUUUGGAUCAGACUUCUAGAUUUUAAUGAAAUUUCAACUCCAAUCAAAAUUGCUUAUGCAGUCACAAUUCAAAUCGAUAUUGAUAAAAAGGUAUUAGUGCCUUAUAUUUAGGGUGGAACUUUGCACACAAAUAUAGGUUAACCAGAAAUUUAUGUCGAAGGCAAUCAAGCUUGGUUUAGGCUAGGAAUCACUAAAAACUUAACUUCAUAUACAGUAUACCACAAUCUUAAGGCUGUCAUUUAAAAAAACUAACAAGUAUUCAGUGAUAUCUAGAGGGUAAUCAUUAAAGAAUAUUAGACUUCUGAAAAUAAUACCUUAAAUUAGAAUUCAUUCGGUAAAUUUAAAAGUGGAAAAGCUAGCAUUUUAUUAUAAAAUGUAGCUACUGGUUACUCAUCAAAUUGGGUAUUUUCCUAAGAUGAAACUCCGGAUUUUUUAACCUGGAAUUAUUUAGCAGUCUCAUUUAUUGGUGAAACAGAUACUCAUGCCUACAGCUUUUUACUAAAUGCUAUCUUUAUAGAGUAGAGUUGGAUUGAAUCUACAAAGAUACCUACUUUUACCAAAGACGUUCUAUACAUAGGAAUUCUUGAUCCAUUAGAAUCUGUAGUUAAUAUAUCUUUCUAUAUGAGAGAAUUAAGAGUAUGGAACCCAGCAAGAUCCCAGAAUGAUUUACUCUAAUUUAGAAGAAAAAUAAUUCAUGAUUAAUAUCCAGCAGGAUUGCUCACUUACUGGUCUUUCUUUAUAGAUGAUUCAUAUACAACUAAUAUAAUGGAUCAGUCUUAUAAUAACUACGGUUUAGGACCUUUCAUAAAUUCGAAUAAAAUUUGGGAUGAUACCUCCUAACUGAUAUUGUGCUGCAAUGGAACGUAUUAUGAUAUCUCCUCACAAUCAUGUUAAUAUGAAGCUGAUGAAAAAGAAUACAUUUUAAAGUUGAUUGAUGAUUCAACUCUAGGUUAGAGAAGUAUCGUAGUUUAAAGUAAUAAGUAUUUUAUUGUGGAGUUUUGGCUAAUGACUUUAACAGACAGUGCUCAAAACAGAAUUAUAAAAAUCAAAGAUGGAUCUUCAUUAGAUUAAAACUAUCUAAAAGCUAGUUUUUAUUUCAAUUAACAAUUUGUCACAGAUAUUGCUGGUGAUGCUUCUUCUAAUGAAUAAAUAGUUUAUCUUUGUCAGGAAGGAUUAUUCCAAGGAUAUUUGAAAGAGUUAAGAUACUACUCUGAUUUUGGUGAUGAAGUUAGAAGUGUGUUGUACAUGGUUUUAAGGAAUUUUAGAAGUGAGUUGCCUAACCCAACUGCAUAUCCUUAUCUAAUUGGGUACUAUAAAUUUACAGUCCCAGAACAAUUUGUUGAUAAGAAUUCUCCAAAUUUUUUACAGAAUAAGUAUAAGGGUAAUAUGAAAUUGUUGAGGAUCACAUUAAACUACUAAUGUGUAAAAAUGGGCAUAUUUGGGAUGGCAUAACCUGUAGAUAUAAAGUAAAAAGCUGAUGGAACUGUUAAUAUCAUCUCAUCUGGGGCAUUAGAUACUCUUAUGAAUAUUAAAAUGACGAGAAUGCCCGCUGGAACUACUAAAUAUCAAUGGAUUUUAGAAUUUAAUCUGUGCUACAAUGAGCUAAUCGCUCCAUCCUCUCAACUAACAAAUAAUGAUUUUUCAAAUAAUGAUUAGGGCUGGAUUCACUUUACUCUAUCCUCCAUAGAUUUAUAACCAUAGACAUUAUUAAUCAACACAAUAGGUGAUCUUAUUUAGAAAAAGAAUACUUAUUAAGCUCACGCUAGUUGCUAAGAAUCAGUGCCUUCCAAAAAGAUAGAGUUAAAAGCAUCAAAUGAAGAUUCUAUUAGUUUGAAAGAUUUUGCAUUUGUUCUUGAUGCUUUUUCUUACAACUAGCUCUCAGUUGUGGCUUUACUAGAUUCUGAUAAUUUAUAUGGAUGGAUUUAAGAAGACUAAAGUAGAGAAUAAGACUAACUCAAAUAUUUAGGUAGUGGCACAUAAGGCAAAAGAUAUUUUGAAUGGGUCUUUGACCCAAUGAGUCCAUAAACAUGCAACAAUACUGACCAAUAUAUACCACAUGCAUUUUCAUGUGGCCAAAAUUAUUAUAGGUAUAAGAAAGAGAACCAAUGUAUUUGGAUUAAGUUAGUUAAGUACGAACUAGAAUUUCCUGCUAAUAUGACCUACAUUCAAUUGGGCCAAUCUGAGGAUACUCAUAUAGGUAUCAGAGGGAUUAAUACCUUGGAAAUGAUUAAUAAUACUGGAGGAGUUAGUGGCAAGAAAAAUAGCUAUUUAUUAGCAGCAAAUUUGAAAGCCUAAAUAAGAGACAAACCAUUUAAUAUAGAAGUUGAAACAGAGAUGUCAGUGACAUACUAAGAUAGAUGUUAUAAUUACUAUUGCUACAUGUUUUUAACUGUUGGCAAAAAUUUAACUACUGGGGAGAGUUAAUUAUCACUUUUUACUAACUCUAUCCUAAUUGACAUGGCAAACUUCUCAUACGAUUCUAUGAUUAUAGACGAUAAAAUACUUAUUGGUUGCAGUGAGAAAAACUUAGCAGCUAAUGAAUCUAAAUGGGAAGGAUUUAUUCAACAAGUUAGAGUAUUCUUUAGCAGUACUGCAUUAGAUAAAGAAAUGCUUAAUGCAUUUAGAUUUAAGUCCAACUAAAUGGACUGGCUUCUUUUAUGA
Messenger RNA from Stylonychia lemnae, 2766 nucleotides. Lineage: Eukaryota; Ciliophora; Spirotrichea; Sporadotrichida; Oxytrichidae. The record is from the annotation of a GenBank genome assembly.